GGAUUCGACCAUGGACCUUCAUGAUUAGACAAUGUUGGAAUAGUAAUUCGGGAUUGCCAAAUGUCAAUGACUUUUUUCUCGAUUCUUGCAAUUUAUAAGUUCGAGCUGUAUGCAUUGAACAAGACAUGAACUAGAGGUCCUCCGUGAAAUUAUUUGACUGAGAGAAUUUCAAUAUUCCUUGAAUUCCAUCGAAGCCAGUGAUUGACGUUAUCUCUAUCUCCACAUCACAGUUUCUGCCAUGGCUAACGCCCUAGAAGAUACCAUUGCUCAGAGUCUGGAGUGUUCUAUAUGUUUCUCUACCUACACUGAUCCAAAGAUCCUGUCUUGUUCUCACACCUACUGCAAAGCCUGCAUAGACAAGCUCUUGAAAUACCAUGAAAAUAAACAGAGGAUACGGUGCCCUGUCUGCAGAGCUGAAACCAACGUCCCAAACCAAAAUGCCAGCAAGCUACCAACAAAUCUAGCUUUAAGGAAUCUUAUUGAGGACAUGAAGAAACAACACCAGCUUUGCACGAAUUGUAAAUCCGAUGAUAAUCCCCAUGCUGAGGUCUACUGCCAAGACUGUGGCAAGUACCUCUGUACCUCUUGUCACAACAAACAUACUCAGUGCAAAGACUUUAAAAGACAUGAAGUCAUAGCCAUGAAUGAGAUCUCAUCAGGGAAGGUAUCAGUGCGUAAAUUCAAAAAAUGCAAGAAACACCCAAAGGAAGAUGAGGAGUGCUUCUGUUCAAGCUGUAGAAAAUUUGUAUGCUUCAGGUGCGUUGUUGCAGAUCAUGCGGGGGAAAGACGUCAUCAGAUCAUCAGGCCAGAUGCUUACGAGCACAGCCAUGUAGAGCGUAUGAACGACCUGGAGUCUAAAGUUGACCACAAGAGUUCUUGCUUACAGAAGUAUGUUAAUUUCAUUGAUGGUGAGAAGGUACGUGUGAGGAAAGCUAAGAAGCAGUGUGUAGACAAAAUCACUGAAGCAUAUGACGCCUUAGUCUUGCAGUUGACAGAGAAUAAAAACAAUCUAAUUGAUGAAGUCAAUGGUAGGGCUAAAUGUGUAGAUAAAGAUCUGGACAAAAUGAAAAAAUCUGUAUUAGAGAACAUCAUUGACUUGACCACCAUAGCUGGCAUGGCCAUGAAUAGAAAAAAGGUGCCAUUUGAUAUCGAUUCUUUGGCUGUACACGAAACUUUAUGUGAAGACUUAAGAGAGGUCCUCAAUGAGGAAGAUCCUGACUACGAGAAGCCGAGAAAAUCAAGCAAAGAGGUCAAAAGUGUCAGCUUUGAGAGGAACGUUGAAAAUGACAAGCUAGAACUGGGUAAGAUUGUUAAUGUUCCUGGAGUUCACAUUGUUUUGCCCAGAAACAAUAGUAUGAAUACAAUGGUUUGUACACCAGACGGGAGAAUGGCAGUGGGAAGUUCGGCGGGCGGCACGGAUAUCAUCUCUGCCGAUGGUCAACUCCAGAAGACAGUUCUCAAAGAUGUAAUUAACAUUAGUGGAUUAGAAUUCCUUUCUGAUGGUAGAUGUGUUGUACUCGAUGAUUUAAACACCAUCACAUUGUACACACCAGAGUACAAAAAGAUGAAUUUAGCAUUCAAUACUAUUGGUGUUGAUGAAGGUGAAAUCGCUGACCUUACCGUUGACAGUGAUGAUCGGAUCUAUGUAAGCUACAGAAAAGCCAAGAAGAUCCAUGUGUUUUCAUCAGAGGGGAUUUUAGAAGCAAAUAUACCAUGCCAUGGAUAUGAACCUCAUCAAAUCAGAAGUUACAAUGAUUCACUAAUCAUUUCAUCAUAUUUCUUCUGCAGAGUGGGAUUAAUAACUGAUAAACAAUGUGUUGUGAAACAUACAUUAAAGUCAUCUCUUGAAGGACUGUACCCUGCUGUAUCUCAGCGGAAUACAAUCCUGAUCGCCAAAGUGAAUCACGAUAAGGGUUUGGUAAGCAUUGGUGAGUACACCAACGGGCUGAAGCGUAUUGAGAACCUCGUUGAUAAUUGUAAUAUCGAGAAGCCUGAGAGAGAUUGGUAUUGUCUCCAGCAAUAUCUGUCUGGAGAGAUCGCUUUCUGCACCCCUGAUAAAUUAUAUAUAUUCUACUGAAAAUGAUGGAUCACGCAUAUAUUAUGUUCUUUCGUGCGCGAGAUGAUUUUUUUUUUCUGGCAGAAAAGAACAAAAGCGUAUCUGAUUAGUUCUUGUUUUCGUUUUUACAAACGCAUUUUGUUACUUCUAAAAAUGCAACAAACAAACUUCGGCUUCACUAUGGUAUCUUGUAUUUAUAAUUUGGUCGGCAUGUUUACCCAUCCAGUUGUUCAAUUUUUCAAUGUAAGUUCGUAAUCUCAUGUGGUAUUUAAAUAUUUUUCUGUCCUAUUGCACUGAAAGAUACAACCUAUGCUCAUAUAGUCCUUUAAUUUGGAUUAAAUUAAAGCUUGAAAAUAUUCUAUAUAAGAAGAGGAACUCUUCUGUUCGAUAAGUAGUAUUGAUAUGGUAAUGAUCCACAUGAAUGCUUAGUAUUCCUUUCAUUAUUUAAUGUUGAAAUAAAGUGUGUAAUGUUUAUCUUGUAAAAUCGUGAUCAUGUUUGACCUUAAUGUAAAUAGAUAUGCUUCUCAUAACGGUUUUAAAUCAAAUCCUUUUGAGUAAAUACAUCUAAGAACUAAGUGAAAGUGUCCUGCAUAUAGGACGAUUAACGUGAUAGUAUUUUGUGUGUUUCAACUUCGGUUAUUAUUGUAGUAAAGUAAUACAUUUUCAUUUCUCCUUUUAAUAAAUAACAUUCAUUAAUUCCAUUAUACAUUAGUUGUUUAUAAUCUGGAUAGUGGGUUAAACUGAAAUCAGUUGAAAUUGAGUUAAAUGGACAAACACUAUAUUAAUUCUAUAAGCUAAGUCAUGUUCUUAAAAUGUAUUAAUGUACAUAAUAUUGAUGUUCAUAUUUUCCAUGGCUACUUAACUAUAUAUGGAAAUAAAGGAAACACAAGCGAUGGGCUUUGUGAAAAUACUCGGACACUUACCCCUUUGAAGUAUGUUUUUGGCUAUUAACCCUAUCUAGGCCGGACUAUUUUGGGAGUUCAUAUAGCCGGGGAGGCUUCACUGGCAAUAGGCAGGGUGAUAAUACAUGUAUAUAACAUAUUGAUUGAACGGGUACAAUUAAUAAGUUACAAUGCAUAAGACUUAUCACAUAAAAUAAAAGAAAGCAGAAUGUUAAGAUAUACUUGACUAAAUGGAAUGGAGUACAGUAUGCGGAAAGAGGCAAGCAUGUUCAAUGGAAAAGAAAGGUGACUGUGUAAAUUAAAGAGAGAUGGAGAGAGGGGUCAGAU
Molecule: messenger RNA, 3285 nt
Organism: Lytechinus pictus (painted urchin)
Lineage: Eukaryota; Metazoa; Echinodermata; Echinoidea; Temnopleuroida; Toxopneustidae
Product: tripartite motif-containing protein 2-like
Exons: 2
Coding region: 239-2077 (612 amino acids)
Biological process (GO): protein monoubiquitination
Molecular function (GO): ubiquitin protein ligase activity; zinc ion binding
Source: RefSeq, a predicted model, not a curated record